Messenger RNA from Rhodamnia argentea, 1083 nucleotides. Its product is annotated as vignain-like. The record is from RefSeq and is a predicted model, not a curated record. The transcript is spliced from 5 exons. Lineage: Eukaryota; Viridiplantae; Streptophyta; Magnoliopsida; Myrtales; Myrtaceae. Gene Ontology annotation, cellular component: lysosome. The coding region runs from base 1 to 1083 and encodes 360 amino acids. Gene Ontology annotation, molecular function: cysteine-type endopeptidase activity.
AUGGGUGUCACCAAAUUUGUCAUGGUGCCUCUAGCCAUAGCUCUUGUGCUCGUCGGGCUGGUCGAGAGCUUCGAGUUCAGCGAGAAGGACUUGGCCUCUCAGCAGAGCCUCUGGGACUUGUACCAGAGGUGGAGGAGCCACCACACUGGCUCCCGUGACCUCGAGGACCGACGGAAGCGCUUCGACACGUUCAAAGACAACGCGAAGUACGUCCACGAGGCCAACCAAAUGGACAGGCCUUACAAGAUGAAGCUGAAUGAGUUCGCCGAUAUGACCAACCAAGAGUUCAUCAGCUCGUACGGUGGCUCGAAGGUGGUUAACGACAGCAUGUUCCACCACGAGGAACCGCCAAGGGCCAGCCGGUUCAUGCACGAGAAGACCAGGAACGUUCCCCUUUCGAUUGAUUGGAGGGCACUGGGAGCUGUUACCGGUGUCAAGAAUCAAGGAGGAUGUGGUAGUUGCUGGGCAUUCUCGAGUGUGGCGGCUGUAGAAGGUAUUAACCAGAUCGAGACGAAGGAGCUCGUGUCGUUGUCGGAGCAAGAGCUCGUCGACUGCAGCAAGAAAAACCACGGUUGCGAGGGGGGACUCAUGGACUACGCCUUCGACUUCAUCAAGCGGAACAGAGGCAUAACCACGGAAAUGAACUAUCCUUACACAGCCAAAGAUGGCUAUUGCAAUCUCCCCAAGAGGAAUGCUCCUGUAGUCAAGAUUGAUGGGCAUGAGAAGGUGCCGAAAAAUGAUGAGGAGGCUCUGAUGAAAGCGGUGGCCAACCAACCGGUAGCGGUGUCCAUCGACGCCGGCAGCCUAGAUUUCCAAUUCUAUUCCCAGGGAGUGUUCGACGGGAACUGCGGAACGGAGCUGAAUCACGGGGUGGCGGUGGUGGGAUACGGAAGCUCCAGGGACGGGACGAAGUACUGGACCGUGAAGAACUCGUGGGGCACCAAUUGGGGCGAGGGAGGCUACGUCCGAAUGCGGCGCGGGGUCGACGAGGAAGAGGGCUUGUGCGGCAUCGCCAUGGACGCCUCUUAUCCCAUCAAGUCCGCCUCGACUCCGAGUACGCGCGAAGUUCGAGACCUCGAGUAA